Ilyonectria robusta is the source of this 1179-nucleotide messenger RNA. RefSeq names its product S-adenosyl-L-methionine-dependent methyltransferase. Gene Ontology annotation, molecular function: methyltransferase activity. The record is from RefSeq and is a predicted model, not a curated record. The transcript is spliced from 2 exons. Lineage: Eukaryota; Fungi; Ascomycota; Sordariomycetes; Hypocreales; Nectriaceae. The coding region runs from base 93 to 1154 and encodes 353 amino acids.
CUCACGAACACCAUCGGAUCUGAGACGCAACUCUGCCGCUCCAGGUUCCUUACUGCCGGAUCCUGCACGUAAAGUGUCCCUCAUUGUCCAUCAUGGCCGACCGCAGCACGCCCGGAAAGUCGCCCAAGUCUCCCUCAGACAACCCCGGCUCCUCGCCGCCCAUCGAGGCCGACCCCGGGGUUGACGACGGCGACGACACCACGGAUGCCGACUCUGCCAUCGGCGGCGCCAGCCUCAACACGUCUACCGCGUCCAUCUCCGAGAGCAUCCUCGACUACCGCAAGAUCCACGGCCGCACGUACGAGAACAUCAAGACGACCGAGUACUGGGCGCCCAACGACGACCAGCAGAAUGGCGGCCUCGACAUGAUCCACAACGCGCUGCUCAUGACGCUCGACGACGAGCUGUUCUUCGCGCCCAUUGGAGAUAAUCCCGCUCGCGUCUUGGACAUUGGCACUGGCACUGGCAUCUGGGCCAUCGACUUUGGCGACCAGUUCCCCGCGACCCAGGUCAUCGGCACCGACCUCAGCCCGAUCCAGCCGGCCUGGGCGCCGCCCAACGUCGAGUUCGUCAUCGACGACUGCCUACUGGACUGGACGUGGCCGGCGGACCACUUCGACUUUGUCCACAUGCGCGCGCUGUACGGCAGCAUCCCCGACUGGCAGGCCCUGUACGCAAAGGCGUUCCGCCACCUCAAGCCCGGCGGCUGGAUGCAGGACCUGGAGAUGAACGUGCGCAUCGAGUCGGACCACGCGGACCUCGCCGCGGACCACAUCUUCAACCGCUGGGCCGACGUCUUCCACGCGGGCGGCGACAAGAUGGGCCGGUCGUUCACCGUGAGCCAGGGCCACACGAUGCGCGACAACAUGGCGGCCGCGGGCUUCGUCGACAUCGUCGAGAGGAAGGUCAAGGCGCCGAUGCACGGGUGGCCGCAGGAGCCCAAGCUGCAGCAGGCCGGCUUGCUGUUCCAGCUGGCCCUGGACGAGAGCAUCGAGGGCUUCGCCGUCUUUCUCCUGACGCAGGUCAUGGGCUGGCAGCGCGAGGAGGUGCUGGUGCUGGUGGCCGAGUUCCGCCGGGAGAUGAGGAAGAAGUCCAACUUUGGCUGGUGUCAAGUUACAAUUGUAUAUGGCCGGAAACCGCUGCCAGCUGAGUAGCCGUGAUGAAGGAUCUCAGUAAAUG